Xyrichtys novacula (pearly razorfish) is the source of this 2916-nucleotide messenger RNA. NCBI's taxonomy places the organism in Eukaryota, Metazoa, Chordata, Actinopteri, Labriformes, Labridae. The record is from the annotation of a GenBank genome assembly.
UUUGACCGUGCGCUUCUCCAUGUCAGCUGAUAUUUUCCUCAGUGAUGCGAUUUUCGUCUGUCAAGGAGGGAUAAUGUCUCGAUCAUCGCUAGUUCACGUCGGCGCGACGGUGUUAGCUCAUUAGUACGGAUCGAUAUGUGUUAUACUUCAGCUUUCAGUCGUCCAUCUAACUGACAGAUUGAUAGGAAUUAGCUACCGAAAAAGAGAGACCACCCCAGAUGGGACUCGAACCCACAAUCCCUGGCUUAGGAGGCCAGUGCCUUAUCCAUUAGGCCACUGGGGCUGUACAUCGUAGUAGUAUGGACUUUUGCAACUUAUCUAGUCAUUGUUCUUGUAUACCUCCAAGUUUUAUUUUCUGUGUUGUGGUUUUAGAGGAAGACUCGUCUUUUUUUUUUUUUCAAUCAUACAUGUUUAUGAAAACUGUUUUAGUUUUGUUUUAGUAUGUCCAGGCCGUGGAGCCGAGUGACGCGUAACCAUGGCAAAAUGUGUACUGCUUGUGGGCUGAUCCAUCAUACUCAGGAGAGAGGGGAGUUUGUGUAAUUUCUUGUGCUAAUUUUAUGAAAAGACCGUGUUCAUACGCGCUAAAAUCAAGGAAUAGAAAGCGAACUUGCUGUUCACAUUGUCCGAACUUUACUAAUGUCGGCAAACAUGUCGAGUCACUCUAAAUUAAAGAAGUGCAUCAUUGUGGAGUAAUUCUUUAGCAGAAACAUGGAAAGUCCACGCUUGCGCAGUAAAAACAUGGUAUUGUUGGAGCAGAAAGAAUGCAAACAACCCCGUUAAGAAAUUGAAUAAGUAGUCUGUAUGGAGGUAAAUAUAUGAGCUUUAUUCAUUCAGUCAGAUAACAACUUCUAACCCACCGGUGAGGCAUUCUCCAGUUUCGCUUAAAUGUAAGGUAUGAGUAGAGCACGUAGCUAAUGAGUGUUAGCCGCUUAGCCUGUACCGUGUGCGAUGGUAGAUUGGAAUAAUCCAUAGCUGUGUGGUGUUGUUGUGUGUAAACUACUGAUGCUAUUGUUGGAUUAACAUCUUUCUUACAGAACCUAAAAAGCUCCCUAAGGAUGCCACUCUUUGGAAACACGUUUAGUCCCAAGAGGACCCCAGCUCGUAAAUCUGCAUCCCUGUCCAGCCUUCACACUGUAAGUCUAGAGGACCAGCUGAUCUUUGGCUCUGUGGUCAGGUCAGAAAGACUAUUUUGAUAUAGUAUGCUGAUGAAAUGUUUCAUGUAAAAUAAAGAAAGUUAUUUAUUGUUGAUUUCAUGUCAAAAAACACUCAAGAGGAUUAGUAAAAGUGUGGAGAUAAAGAGGGACCGAUGAAACUGUUUAAGAGGGACUACUUUCUUGUGAAUAAGUCUUCGCUUUUAUUAAAACAUACUGAUUGGACCUUUUCUUCUUUCCUUCUUGCCUUUUCUAGUUGGAUCAUUCCACAAGGGAAGUAGAGCUCGGUCUUGAGUAUGGGCCCCCUGUGAUGAACAUUGGUGGUCAGAGCUGGAAAUUUGAGGAAGGACAGUGGAUAACAGGUAAUAUCUGAUUUGAUUUAUUUGAUUUGAUUAAUUUGGGAUCCCCAUUAGCCUUGACCGAGCCUCAGCUAUUCUUCCUAGGGUCCUUAAACCAACUCACAAUAAAUCAAUGCAAAUAUCUCAUAUGUAUAAUACGCCCCAUGUAAAAAAAAAACAACAAUAAUAAUAAUAAUAAUAAUAAUACUACAUAAAAUAAAAACAAACAAAGAAACAAAUAGAAUACAUACAAAUACACAAUACAACAAUACAUAAACAAUAACAGAUAGCUCCUUAGUCAGAGGUCAUGUAAAGUAUCUAUAUAUCCUGUAAGCACUAUAUAUACAUAUAUAUACACACACACACACAUUAUUAUACAUAUAUAUAUAUAUAUAUAUAUAUGUGUACUCACAUAUACAUACAAACAUACAUACACACACACAUUACUUGCCAUCUAAAUAUCAAAUUUUACAUUUCUGUUGAGAAAAGGUGUUUCUUGACUAAGUUCUUAAAAGUGAUUUUACUGUCGUCUUGUGUAAUGUUUUCUGGUAAUUUGUUCCAUACUUGCAUGGCUUUGUACAUGACCAUCCACUUUAUUAUGUUUGUUUUUGUUUUGGGUAGUGUAAAUUUUCCACUAGUCUUUGCACUUGAUGAACAAAUAAACACUAUCACAGUGAGUAAAUUAAUUUGCUCCAUGUUGGCAUGAUUACUGUUGGUUUCUGCAUGGCAAGUAGGGUGUGAAUCCUGAUUUCUUUUUGUAUUUGUUACAUCAGAAUCAGGCGGGAAUACUUCUGGCAGGGAAUUGCAGCGACUCAAGAAGAGAAAUGUCCAGCUGGAGGAAGAGAACAACCUCCUCAAACUCAAGAUUGAAGUCCUCUUGGAUAUGGUAAGAUUCAGUCAGCUUUCAGACACUCUCAGAUGUACUAUGCACUGUCAUGCACAUGGUCAACUGAUGAACUGUAGUGAUGGGCGGCAUAAAGUUAACAAAUCUUUCUCUUGCAGUUAACAGAAACAACUGUGGAGUACCACCUGAUGGAGAAAGAAGUAGAAGGUAUAAAGACUCAACAUCGGAAGAAGAAAUGACAGACCUGAUCCGUUGCCUUCAUUCAAACACUUGCCUGUCAUACUUAAAGUUUGAUGAUGAAAAAAGUUACUUUGCCUUUGGUUUUGUUUGCAAAAACACAUAAAACACCUGCUUGUUAUUUCUCUGCCCAUUUUACGUGUACUAGAAGUAGCUGCAGUUGGUGAACAUUUGAGACUAUUUGCUUUUGCUCUGUCCUGCAUUUUUUGUUCUUAAAAUCUGAAACUACUGAGCAAAACUCAUAAAAUUUUAUACUGUUCACAUGUGUUUAUCGAGUGAUUAAUAACACCUUUUUUUGUAUUUACAUUUUGUAUUCAAAUAAAAUAUACAACCCAUCAUAUGAGGA